CUGAAGUGAAGUUGAUGUUGUGUGUUUGUGUCUCUGUGUUCAUGCAGUAAAAUGGCAGAAGCCAGAGUUUCUCAGGAUGAGUUCAAGUGUGCAGUGUGUCUGGAUCUCCUGAAGGAUCCAGUGACCAUUCCCUGUGGACACAGUUACUGUAAGAGCUGUAUUACAGGCUGCUGGGAUCAGGAGGAUCAGAUGAGAGUCUACAGCUGCCCUCAGUGCAGACAGACCUUCAGUCCAAGACCUGCUUUAGCUAGAAACACCAUGCUGGCUGAAGUGGUGGAGAAACUGAAGAAGACCAAACUCUCUGCUGACUGUGACGCUGGAGCUGGAGAUGUGCAGUGUGACGUCUGUACUGGAAGAAAAUACAAAGCUGUCAAGUCCUGUCUGGUGUGUCUGAACUCUUACUGUCAGAAUCACCUCGAACAACAUGAGAGUUUCUUUAAAGGAAAGAGACACAAUUUGACUGAAGCCACUGGACGACUGCAGGAGAUGAUCUGCCAGAAACAUGAGAAGCUCCUCGAGGUUUUCUGUCGCACUGACCAGGAAUGUAUAUGUAUGCUGUGUACGAUUAUUGAACAUAAAAACCACGACACUGUAUCAACUGCAGACCAGAGGACAGAGAAACAGAAGCAGCUGAAGGAGACGCAGAAGACGCUCCAGCAGAGAAUCCAGCAGAGAGAGAAAGAUCUCCAGCAGCUGAGAGAGACUGUGGAGUCUCAUAAGCGCUCUGCACAGACAGCAGUGGAGGACAGUGAGAGGAUCUUUACUGAGCUCAUCCGCUCCAUUGAGAGAAGCCGCUCUGAGCUGAUACGGCUGAUCAGAGAUCAGGAAAAGCAAGCAGUGAGUCGAGCUGAAGGACGACUGGAGCGACUGGAGCAGGAGAUCAAUGAUCUGAGGAGGAGAGACGCUGAGCUGGAGCAGCUUUCACACACACAGGAUCACAUCCAGUUCCUGCAGAGUUUCCAGUCUCUCUCAGCUCCUCCUGAAUCUACAGACGUAGAUGAUGAUCUCUUCAGUUCUCUCUUCUCUUUUGAUGAUCUGAGAGAAUCUGUCCAUCAGCUGAGAGACAAACUGGAGGAUUUCUGCAAAGAGGAGCUCAAGAAGAUCUCAGACAGAGUCACAUUCACCAACAUUGUUCCCAGAACCAGGAACCACUUCCUACAAUAUUCCCAUCAGCUCACUCUGGAUCUGAACACAGCGCAUAAACGCCUCCGUCUGUCUGAGAACAACAGAGUGAUUACUGUCACUGGCACAUAUCACCUGUAUCCUGAUCAUCCAGACAGAUUUGAUGAGUGGUGUCAGGUGUUGUGUGGAGAGAGUGUGUGUGGACGCUGUUACUGGGAGAUUGAGUGGAGUGGAAAUAAUGUGCGUAUAUCAGUGUCAUAUAAGAGCAUCAGCAGGAAGGGACGGAGUGUUAAGUGUGGGUUUGGAUAUAAUAAUCAGUCCUGGAGUUUGUUCUGCUCUCCCUCCAGAUACUCAUUCAGACACAAUAACAUAUGGACUGAUCUCUCUGUGAAGUCCAUCAGCAGGAGAAUAGGAGUGUAUGAUGAUGAUGAUGAUGAUGAUGAUGAUGAUGAUGUCAGUAGAAUAGGAGUGUUUGUGGAUCACGGUGCAGGAACUCUGUCCUUCUACAGCGUCUCUGACACAAUGAGCCUCAUCCACACAGUCCAGACCACAUUCACUCAGCCGCUCUAUCCUGGGUUUAAUGUUGGUUAUAAAUCAUCAGUGAAACUGUGUUGAUGAAUCAGAAUAGACUGAUGAGGGAUUCUACCCAUAAUGCUUUGAGCUGCAUGAUGAAUCAGUAACAGUGAGAUGUUAUAGAGUCUCUUCUUUUCUCUUCAUGACAUUAAUACUGCAGCUGAACUUCUGUCACUGAAAUAACUAAAUGUGUAAUAAAUGCUCAUAUAGUCAGUAAGAUCAGUGUGUGUGUGUGAGUGUGUGUGUGAGUGAGUGUGUGAGUGAGUGAGUGUGUGUGUGUGUGUGUGUGUGUGUGUGAGUGUGUGAGUGUGUGAGU
Molecule: messenger RNA, 2011 nt
Organism: Onychostoma macrolepis
Lineage: Eukaryota; Metazoa; Chordata; Actinopteri; Cypriniformes; Cyprinidae
Product: tripartite motif-containing protein 16-like
Exons: 6
Coding region: 52-1737 (561 amino acids)
Molecular function (GO): zinc ion binding; protein binding
Source: RefSeq, a predicted model, not a curated record